AUGCAGUCAGGAAUUUCAUGGUUGCAAGCAUGGCAUGCCGAGGAUGGUCUGCGAGUCGGAUGUUUGCCCUGCUACCGCUACCUGCAGCAGUGCCCAGAUGUUCCAUCCGAUUGCCGUUUGAUAGAGAGCACAUAUGCCAAUUUCGAAUUGGCGUCUGUAUCGUCUCUGAAACCAAGCAACCUGCGGCGUCAUGCGGAUAGCCCGGGUCAUGCGCUGGCUUUGGCAAUUUAUGAAGGCAAAACCCCUCCGACCGAGGAGUUGGCUCCACCGGCCAGUUCUUGGAGAUCUUUGUGGGCAUUGUUGCGCAAGAAACGCCAGACAGAAACACCGGCAACCGAGGCUUUGGGUAGAGGGAAAGUGAGACUUAUGUUGUGUUGUCUUGCCGAAGCAAUUCGCCAGCGACACAGAGAGCACCUUCGUGCGGCAACUUGUGUGACGCUGUCCAUGGAUGUAGCGAAGACCCGGCUGCUGGUUCGUUUUUCUGCGGUGACUGCAGAGCUGGUUGUUCGGAGAGGUGUGCUGGGCAUGCGCCGCAGCAAGGAGACUGGGCACCAGAAUAUUCUGGGUCUGCUAAAAUCCAUUCUAGCAAAUGCUGCCACCAGCCUUUGUGGAGCACCUCUUAAUGGGGACUCCCCAGUCAAGGAGGAGCCAUGGCUUGAUCACGACCUGUAUGAGCAUCUUCGUUCCAUCACAGUUGUAUGGAAUUCUGAUGCAGCUGGCGAUGAGAUGCUCGCUGCUCAGGAGAGUCAGCGUACUCCAGCGUCCUUGGAUGACCUGCUGCCGCUAUUCCCAAAUCUAACCUUUGUUAAUCGAGACAAAGCUCAUGCCUCUCGUAGGGUGGCACAGCGCCCAUGGACGGCGGCGCCAGAACUGACGGAGAUUUUCAAGAUCUUCUGUUCUUGGUUUAAGACUAUCCAGUUCUCUCCACUGCUCCAGGGGUGGUAUGAGCACUUCCAAGCCGAAGCAGAGGAGGAGCAACUGAUUAAGGUCCAGAGCUCUCUCUCCCACGCUGCCCAUCGCUUCGACUCGACAAGCAAACCUUUCGCUAUCUGUGCCCUGACAUUUCGGAGUGUGCUUUUGACAGCAAUCAAGGCGUGGACGCAACGGAAGAACGACCCGCAGGGAAAGGCAGCGUAUCCAUUCUUGGAUUUCAUGAGCGGGCCAGAGGGGGCUUCCCGCAUGGUUCUGGCGGGCAUGCUUGCCGAUGCCAUGGACGAGGCAAUGCAGCUGACGCGUGCUUUCGACAGGGAAGCCAUCGAUACUGCCCUGCUUCACUCGCAUCUGCAGCGAUUUCUGAAGAAUACAGCGACUCUUUUCAUUGCAGAACGAUGUGUCGACACCGGCUUCACCAGCUUGAUGCUACAGCAUGCGAAGACACAGUCCAUCUGGAUCGAUAAAAAUCAUACAAGAACGAUUGGGGUCCAUGGGGGUCUGUCGGCUGCAGUGCUCGCGCAGAACUUGAAGCACAUGGCCGCAUGGACCGGGCUGGCUUCCAAAGUCAUUGCAGCGGAAUUCCCAUCGUUCGACCUGAUGUGCUGCUUCCGCGUUCUUGCCCUUUCCGGCAUGGGGGGUGGGGAUGCUUCCAGGGAGCAGCUGUGCAAGGAAAGAGCAGACAUGCACACAGAGGACCUGGCGCGUCUGUGUAGAGGCCUACAAAUCGACGUGGAUUGUUGCCGCUAUGAGUUCACAAUGCUGGUGGGAGUGGCUGAAGCACAGAAAGAGAUGCACCGCUGCACGAAUCUGGAAGCGUGGCAACAUGCGGUGCAAGUGACUCGUAGAUCCCGUGCGAGGUACCCGCUCGAUGGGCUAGGACCGCUACUGGAAGCAUACGCUGCGUGGGUCUGCAGUUCCUCCGGGGUUGAGCAAAAUUUCUCAGUGCGUGAUUGGUUAUCAUCCAAGCGUCGACCCAUUGCAGAGCAAAGGGAACUGGAUGAGCUACAAACUCAUGUUGAACACAUCGCCGAUGAAGAGAACCUUUUUCAGGAAGCCUCUCAAGUAUGGGCCCGCUUGUACGGCAAGCCCCGCGCUACAGGACAUCGUUUGCGGGGUUAUUUCAAGACGAGCAAGAUGCUUGCAGCGGAUGCACCGGUUGCGUUGAAAACUUGGCUAAGGGAGAGACGGUCGCAGGUUGAGGCAUUGCUCGCUGCAGAAAAUCCUACUGGAGAUGUGCAAGUGGAGAGUGUCGCAGGGGCAGCCCUGAGGCAGGCUGCAGAGAAAUGGACACCCAGGCAUGAUGCAGAAGCUCGCCGCCAGGACACGUUAUGUUUCGAGAAGCAAGUCGAUGCAGCACACCGCGGUCAUCUUCUGGAGCACGAGCUGACACCUGACCUUGAGUGGCAUGCUGACCACCUGGAGGAGGAGGAGAGUCGACGUCGUUGCCAGCGAGAGCAGGAAGCAGACAGGUUCGAAAGACGCAUGGCCCGUCCUGUGUUCUGCCUCUUUGGCAAGACUGUCUGCUUGCGGUUCCAGACACCCGACCCUUUGAUGGACAGGAUUCUUCUCCAGUACAACAUGCGUCGGGCUCAGCCGACAGAGGUGGUGGACUUGUUUGUGGUCCCCGACAUCGCGCGUGUUGGGCACGCAGUGCAGCUGCUGGCGUAUAUGUACGGCAGCAUGAUUGGCACACAGGAAUUCUUGCAGUCAGGGGGUUCCGCUGGCGCAGUGGCGGGCUAUCUGCCUGCCAUCGGUAUGAAGAAGCAUAUCUAUAUCUCUGAUGCUUUUGCAGCCUCCUAUCCUGCACUUGUAGCAGUACUGGAACAGGUCCUUCAAAUGCCCAAGUGCUCUUGGAAGGCAAUCGACACAUUGGCGGCGUGGUUGCGCCUGCAGCUUGAUCGGAAGGAAACUUCUAAGUACUUGGCUUUGGUGACAAAGGCCGAGAAAGAAAGUCAGAGGGCCCUAAAUGAGCACAAAUACUUCUUGACGCUUGAAGGGUUCCUGCAACACAUCCAGCGUCUGGAUUAUGACAGGACGGCCCUGGGAAUAGGUCAUUGA
Messenger RNA from Symbiodinium sp. CCMP2456, 2991 nucleotides. The record is from the annotation of a GenBank genome assembly. Lineage: Eukaryota; Dinophyceae; Suessiales; Symbiodiniaceae.